GGGCCGGAGGGGGAGGGGCGCGCAUGCGUGGAGCCACGGGCGCGGCAGGUGGCGGGACCCUUGGCCCAGUGGGCCCCGGCCCAGGACCCAGUUGGGCGUGGCCCAGGCGCAGAGGACAGUGGGACGGCCAUGGUGGGGACGCCCAGUGCGGUUGUGUGCCCUGAGGUCAGCGUCCCUGUCACCCCGGACAGCUGAGGGUGACCUCGGAGCUCCACGUGCAGCCCGUGCCUCAAUUUCCCUGCCUGUCAAAGGGACCGGAUUCUGCGGCCGCUGCCUCCACCUCCGCAAGCGGAGCUGGUGUGUAGGUCUGUCCCCGGUGGAAUGGACCAGAGAGGUGCACUCGCCAGUCCCGCGCCACACCGCAGUGUGUCCAAUGAUGAGACAGCUCAGGACCCUGGAUGCGGCCUGAGGGAGCCGGACCAGCAGAGCGUGGUGAAGCGUGUGGUAGCCUUGCCCCUCGUCAGGGCCACCUGCACGGCCGUGUCUGGCGCUUACAAUGCCGCCAAGGACAAGCACCCGCUGCUGGGCUCGGCCUGCCGCCUUGCUGAGAACUGUGUGUGCAGUGUGACCACCCGCGCCCUGGACCACGCGCAGCCGCUGCUGGAGCAUCUGCAGCCUCAGUUGGCCACGGUGAACAGUCUUGCCUGCAGGGGACUGGACAAAUUGGAGGAGAAGCUGCCCUUCCUGCAGCAGCCGUCAGACAUGGUGGUGACCUCAGCCAAGGACGUAGUGGCCACCAGCGUCACAGGUGUGGUGGGCCUGGCCCAGCGCGGCAGGCGCUGGAGCGGAGAGCUGAGGCGCUCCAUGAGCCAGGCCAUGGACAUGGUUCUGGGCAAGUCGGAGGAGCUGGUGGACCACUUCCUGCCCAUGACUGAGGAUGAGCUAGCGGCCCUGGCAGCCGAGGCUGAGGGCCCAGAAGUGGGCUCUGUGGAGGAGCAGAGGCGGCAACAGGGCUACUUUGUGCGUCUGGGAUCCCUGUCAGCGCGCCUCCGCCACCUGGCCUAUGAACACUCUUUGGGGAAACUGAGGCAGAGCAAACACCGCACCCAGGACACGCUGGCCCAGCUGCAGGAGACCCUGGAGCUGAUUCACCGUAUGCAGAGCGGGGUGAGCCCCACUCCCCACCCCCCAAAGGUGCAGGAGCUGUGGGAGGGCUGGAGUCCAUGGCCAGAGAACGGGCGCAGCCACAGCCAGGUGGAGCUGGAGACCCUGGCCCUGUCUCGCAGCCUGACCUUGGAGCUGCAGAGUGCUGUGGACACACUGGCAGGCUGUGUGCGGGGCCUGCCGCCGGGUGCCCGGGCCAAGGUGGCCGAGGUGCAGCGCAGCGUGGACGCCCUGCAGGCUGCCUUCGCCGACGCCCGCUGCCUACGGGACGUGGCGCCCGCCGCUCUGGCCGAGGGCCGGGGCCGCGUGGCCCGUGCACACGCCUGCGUGGACGAGCUGCUGGACUUGGUCCUGCGGGCGGUGCCCCUGCCCUGGCUCGUGGGUCCAUUUGCACCAAUCCUGGUGGAGCGGCCGGAGCCCCUGGCCGACUUGGCUGCCUGCGUGGAUGAGGUGGUGGGCGCCCCCGAUCCGCGCUGGGCGCACAUGGACUGGCCGGCCCAACAGAGAGCCUGGGAGGCCGAGCACGCAGACCCGCCGCUGCCGUUACCGUCCGAGCCCCAGAGCAGCCCGGCUAAACACAGGAUGAUGCCGGAGCUGGACUUCUGACCACCCAGGGCCCUGCUGCCCCCUGGUGGUCACAUGAUCGCGCUCACCCCAGCGGGCUGUGGACCCCACGCAAGCUACUCUUUCCUGUGAUCCUGUGCCCACCUCCAAAGUUGGCACACAGCUAUCGUGCCAGCACUUGAGAGGCUAGGGCAGGAGGAUUGAGAUUUGAGGCCAGCUUGAGCUGCCUUAGCAAAACUGUCAAAUAUAUAUAUUUUUUUUAAGGCGGCUCUGGGCUCUGAGGAAAACAUGGUGUCCCACGGCAUCUGCUCCAGGGGCUCAGAUGCUUUCAAAGCAAAUGCUUUUGGCUGAUGUCCCUCCAGGAUGUCCAGCCAGCUCUGUUGGGCCAGAGACUCACUUGUUUUGCUGUUCAUGGUCCAGAAUAAACAUGUAUGGUGUGGUCUGA
Peromyscus leucopus (white-footed mouse) is the source of this 2113-nucleotide messenger RNA. It is a transcript of the gene Plin5, whose product is annotated as perilipin 5. The transcript has 8 exons. Lineage: Eukaryota; Metazoa; Chordata; Mammalia; Rodentia; Cricetidae. Bases 322 to 1710 code for a protein of 462 amino acids. The record is from RefSeq and is a predicted model, not a curated record. Gene Ontology annotation, biological process: lipid storage; positive regulation of triglyceride storage. Gene Ontology annotation, cellular component: cytosol; lipid droplet.